AACAGCAGCAAUGGCCAGAUAUGACUGGUGCUGCAGUAGCAUGAAGUUUACUACAGCAUGCAUUUUGAUCCAGUCAUGCUGGAAGGAUAUGAAAUAUGGAUGCUGAGAGAAUCCAGGCAUUUGAGAACAGAUGCCUGAGAAGGCUAUUCAAAAUUUCAUACAAGGAACACAACACAGUCACCUCACUUGUGGGACACCACAAACCACCAGGAAGGAUGCUCAGAGAUUGUUCUUCAACAGAUCAAGAUGCUAACAUUCCUGCUGGAACUGUCCUGUUUACAAAUGGUGUUCCCUAUACUUACCAGAAUGGAAUGGCAAUUUUUCAGUCACCAGAAGGGACUUUCCCAGUACCCCAGCCUCAGCCAGCUUAUACCGCAACAGUUAUGAUGCCACAGACACAGACUGUGUAUAUGACACCACAGUAUUCACCUUACCAGACGGCUGCUCCUCAGUGGACAACACCACAAGCACAGUGGCGAUGGGGAUCCCAAACAACUGGACAACAAGCUUUAGCAGGAAACCCCGGUUAUGUGUGGGCAGCCAUGCAUGCUAGUCCAGAUUUGAUAUAUUCUCAGCCACCUCCACCACAAGCAUAUCAGACAGCUGAACUGGACCCUACCUUUGUUGAAGGAGCACCGGUUGAGGUAAUCCAAGGAAGUGAUAUAUUUGAUGUCCUCCUAAAAGAUGCAAAGGAAUUUAGUGGCAAUGUGAUCCCCGUGGAGCAAUCUUUGGCUACACGCAUGCACACCCCUGUCACUGAUGUUAACGCCAAUGAGCAGACUUCUGUCUCCACGGUUCCUGUGAUAUCCAUGCAAACGCCAUCCACCAAAGCUGGCACAGCAGUUGUAGCUAACUAUAAGAAACCAUAUACCUUGACAAGACGUGCUUUUACUGCUCCAACAAUACUUGUUAAACAUGGACAUAAAGUACAGAGAGUAAUGCUGUCAAGUUCAACUCCAUCUACAAUGUAUAAUGGCCAAAUAUUGAAUCCCAGUGACACUGGAGACGGGGAUGGAUAUAUAAGAUACACAACUUUACAGAGUCAUUCAACAAGUAACUGAUGUAAAAAAAAAAAGUUGAAAGAGUAUUUCACAACAGCGGAUUUUCUUAAAUUUGGAGGGGGGAACAACAAUGCAGUACACGAUGAAGCAUUAUACUAAGGGAAGGUGUUUGUGCCUCCAGUUAGGGCCAUUUUUUGUGUAAAUUCACUUAUUAUGAGAACUAAACAUUUGUGACAUCUUCAGUAGAAUUUUCUAAUUAGCAUCUUUAUAUCAUUUUCUACUUUUUUUUAUUAUUAUUUAUCUUCAGUCCCAGAAUCUUGAAUAUCUGUAAAAAUUGUUUAACUUGUUAGUCCUUGGGAAAGCAUUUUAUCUUAGAAUGGCUAUCGUUGGCUAAAAGGAUUGAUUGUAUUCAAUUCUUUUUAUAAUGUUUGCUUUGGGACUGUCAUCAUACUGUGCAAAAUCUUGGUCUGAAGAGGUUCUUGGAAUACAAGGGAGGAGAAAGGUCAGCCAGAGUAGUUCCAGGUGAAAUCUAAUGCUGUGUUUAUUCUCAGGAAGAUAUAACCGACACUAAAAGUUCAUCAUCAUCUGUGUUGAAUUCUAAAACUUACUGUUGGUGCAUUCCAAAUAGCACAUUUAUAAUAUGCAUAUCUGCAUUUUUUUUUUUCUUUUUGAAAUUGUAACCAGCUUUCACUUCUAGUUGACAAAACAAGAAAUUUCUCUUCAAAAUAAAAUCAAUUAAUUUCAAAGAUUAUCAUGAAAGAUAAUAAUUGUAAAUGACCUAACAUGGAAACAUGCUGUCUUUCAUAUUUAAGAAUUGAACAAAUUAAAGAAAAAUUUUUUUUCCUAUUCCUUCCAGUGGCAGAUACUAUUAUUGAAAGGGGGUUGGUAAAUUGUGUUCCCAUGUAUCAGGAAAAUGUAUGCUGCAUUAAUAUUUUUUAAAUGGGAUUAAUCUUCGGGGGUCAAACAAAAUUCUUAUGUUUUUAAGGCUGGCAGUCAGUGAAAUAUCGGCUUUCUAGGAUGAUGUAUUUUGGCACAUUUUAGCCUCGUCUAGUUAAGUACUUCCCAUGAAACUCAAGUUGUCUUUUGCAUACAGAUUUUCUAGUCAAUCUAGUAAGUCUUCGUAAGCUGUUGCCCAUGUGCCAUGUAUGAUCCUAUAAACUAUAUGCCAUUGAAUACAAUGGAAAAUGUACAAGAAUGGUCUGCAGAACCGUUUUGAAGGCAGUCUUAUUUUGACUACUAUUUCCAAACUAGUGGUUAAAGUUGACAUCAGUGUGGAUACCAAAAUACCUUGCUAUAAUGUGGGUUAAUUUCUCCCAUGAACACAUGGUGCUGGAAUGGGAUUGGCAUGGGAAGGUACAAUUCUGGUAAAAUUAUAGGAAAGGGGAGAGAAAUAGGACACGGGGAAUGUAAAAAAAAAAACAACUUUGUGAACAUUUAACAACUGCUGUGUGGUACAUAUAUCAUGUACACCAAUAGUAUCUACCAGGUUUCAUAAUUCAACAAAACUAAAAUAUUUGCAGCUUUCUAUCCCACCCCGAAUCCAUGAACUUUGUUCUUAACCCUAGGUUUUAGCUAACAGUUUUUGGUUUUUUGGGGUUUUGUUCUUUGAGCCUUGUUACAAAGAACUGUCAGUUUGAACAAUCGGUUGAGUUUGGGUUUUUAGUGUAAAUGGCAUUGAAUUUUGUGAAGGCAGUUCUACUUUUAAAGACGAUGUUUUCCCACAAGAGAAAAUACAUCCUCAGCAUUUUGCUAAUAAGACUCUGUCAACCCCCCAACAAAAGUAAUGUACGUAUUUUCACAGAUUUAGUAAUUGUACUUUUUUGGUUGGUUUCUAAAUUGUGCAGAAACCUUGGAUAAAUUCCUGAACAGCUUUAUUAAUAUCCGUUGCGUGUACAGCAAAAUAUUUUCCCCAAUGUAUUUUCACAUUGGAACCUUUGAUCCAAGAUGAGUGCCACCUUUAUUUCUAUGUUUUGUUUAAAAUUCAAAACCACAACCCAAAAGGAGGAAAGAGAAAUGAGGAAUCAGAACUCCCUCGAGUAAGCAGGCAAGUUUCAAUGAUUCAAGGAUUACCAUCCAAAUUUAAUUUCAUGAGAAAUAAUAUACUCCACAAUGACAGAUUUCUAACAUCAUGAAUAUUUGCAGCAUCCUGUACCAGUAAUCCCUAUCAAAGCACCCUAACAGGCUCAAGGAGCUUGUAGGUAAAAUACUGUUGCAAAGACUAAUCAACAAAUUAUGAGCACUUAGCAAUUCACUUAGAUUUAAGCAAAAGUGGAUCUGUAAUGAUGAAAGGCUAUAGUUCAACCCUUCAGUUUUUUAAACCUUGCAUAUAUAUGUAUGCAUGGGUUACUGGGGCUCAUUGAUAAACAGAGUUGAUGGCAGCACCUAAAAAUACAGAUUUUUUUUUUUUCCAGUUCAUUGUUAAACUUGAAUAGAAAAUGGGUGUUGGCUUCGAGUUAUGAGGGAUUUGCCAUUUAUAGGAGAAUUGCUGUUUGUCUUUCAAUAAAUAAAGUGUCUUCAGCAGAAAUGUAAACUCUCAUAAAUUGAAAGUGCUAGGAACAAGCUUUCAGUCAAUAUUUUCAGUUCUAUACAUAUGGACUUGAGUUGGCUAAAACCAAAAUUAGUCUUGAUUUAUAUGAAUUAAAACUAAGAAUUGUAGUUGCUAAUUUAAAUAGUAUUUAGUUGGGGUUUUCUUGUGUGGGUUUUUUUUUUCUGUUUUGUUUUGUUUUUGUUUUUUGUUGAGUGGACCUGUUGUCUGUUAUCAUUAAUUACGUAUGGCUUAUUUAGUUUGAUAUGCUGUGUAAAGCAUAAUAUUUCAGUUUUUUUCAUAGCCAUUUCUGAUGCUUGUAUUAUGUGAUAUGAAUUUUGCAUGUGAGGAAGGGGGCCUUAAAAAUGCAGGAAAUUUUUUUUUCUUACCCUCUAUCUCAUGUUCUGAUUGAAGAGAUCUGGGAUUUUUUUUAAUUUGUUCUUCCCUUGGUUCCCUCACUCAGCCAUCCCUUUUUAACUUUUUAAACAAAACUAAGUUUUAAAAUCUAUCGGAAAUUCCAGAGAUUAAUGAUAUGUCAUUAAAGUUGUGAAGAUGACAGGUCUACUCACCUAAAUUUAUUUUUUUGCUGUAGAAAAAAAGCUUAAAGAGCUGUUACAAACACUUUCAAAUGCUCAUUUAGUGGCAGUUCAUGUUCAUGCAUAAUAAGCACCUUACGAAUGAAGUGUUUAAAUAUCUCUGAAAUAUCUGAUAAAAUGGUUCCACCUAACAGUCAUGGUCAAGUUUGGAUGCUGCAGUAAUUGAUAUGUCAUUGCAUCACUGGUAACAUCAUCUUGAAGGUUUCUUUGUUUACUGAAUAUUUGAUAAAAGCAGGCCUUGCAUAAAAGAAUGUUGUAUCAUUGAAUUUUCACAACAAUAUUGCGUUUUGGACCAGAGUAUUGCUAAUAAGCAAAGUUCUUUGGGUGUGUAGUGACCUUCAUAUUUUGCAUUUAAAAAUAUUUGGACAGUGUCAAAUGAUCAAACAAUAUUUACAUAUGUUGAUUGUUAACGGGGUUAGCAUGAAAACUUUUUUAAUUUCCUGAAUCCAUCUGUUUAAACGUCGCAAAUUUCAGUCUUUUUUUUUUUUUUUUUUUUUCAAAGAUCAAUAAAAUGAUCGAACAGUCUUAGAUACAGAUUUGUUUUCCUAAAGAAAUCAGUAUAGAGUACAGAUGAAAACAAAUAGUUUCAAAUAAUCCACUGUUGCUGCUUUUCUAUUGUACAAUUAUGAGAAGAACUUUAUCAGAGCUUUUGGCCCUUGACAUAUUGGGAAUACUGGCAUAGUGUGUGCCAAACUGUGAAAAUAUAUUCAGUGGUAGAGCUUGCAUCCAGAAGGGCAUAACAAUAUACAAUGCAUAAUCCUAAAUAUUUGGUAGGAUCAGCACAAGACUUUUGUGGGUUGGUUUGGUUUUUUCUUUGCUACUGUUUUCUCUGGAUAUUGUCAUUUGUAUUUCACUUUCCAUACAGCAUAUUCUGUAUGUCGCAUUAUUUGUCACUGCUACUGGCAUACGUCGGUUGAGAAAAACUUGGGAUGCAAAGGUGAUUAAUAGUUAGUCAAAAUAUAUCUUAUGUAUUUUUACUAAUCUUUGGUUGUAAAAUGUUGACAAGGUAGGAUUUUUUCCGGAAAAGGGAGUGAGGUCUAAGCUGCAAAAUUUUGGGAUGAUUGAAUAUCACAUUUUGAACUUUUAACAGUCCUAUGUGUAGUUAAGCAUUUUAGGUGGCACGUAAGAAAACACCAGUUCCUGAAACUGCUUGCUAAUUUUGUGUUCUCUUCGGUAAAAAUAAUUAGCACUGUAUUGGUGUGAUCCAUUAGAAAUUGAAUUUUUGGUGGCAUGUAUCACUUGAAACACCAAACAUAACCUUAUUCCAUUUUCAAGAAAUAUUACUAGGGUUUUUUUUUUUAAAUCUACAUAAAUAACAAAGGAAGUAAAACUUCAAGACCAGUACUGUAUGUUUACAAAUCUUGUACUGUUUUUUUAACAUCAUCCCAUCCAUUAAAGCCGGCUGGGUUUUCGGCUGCAGAAAUCUAGCCCCAUUCCAUAUUCUAUUGUUGUAGAAAAACUAAAAGCCUUGGGACUAUUUGUGGUUUGAAGAAGUAUAUGAUGCAGUACAAAACUUUAUCAACCCCUUAUGUUAAUCCUAUUAUAGAUGUGGCCCAUGUAAUUGCUAAUAAAAUUCACAUAUAUAUAGAAUCUCUUGUACUUUAUUUAGGGAAGGAGUAUUUUUGAUGAUAUAGUUUGCAAUUUAACAUAGUAACUGUUGAGUAAAACAUAAAUCUAUAAUGCUUUAAAAUAGAUUCCCCCUCCCCAUUGUAUUUUAUGUCCAGAUUAAAAACAAAUUUAGGAAAUAAAACAUAGACCUAUAAUGCUUUAACAUAUACUCAGCUAGAUGUGCUCACUUAGGAGAUGGUGUAGGCAGUGGCAUGUAGAGCGUAAAGAAAUUUAACUUUUUUUUAAAUCGAUGGCCAGAUUUAAGCCAAAUAUAGGAAAAGGUAAUAUGUAAAUUUCACUGGUGAAAAUAUUUCAUUGUUGAUGUAUAAAAAUGCAUAUGAAUGUCAUUCCAAUGUUCACUUCUUUUUUUUUCGCUUCUUGGAUGUAUCCUGCUGUCUCAAAUUUUUUGUGUCAUUUUAAUUUUGAAAUGCAUCAGAUUGUUUUAAUUGUGUGAAUGUGAUCAUUGAGGUUAUAUUGAACCUACACCAAUACACUUGGCUUGUCCAUCUAUACCCUUUUGAGGGAAACGCACACAUGCAGAUGGGUGAAUUUGAUCUUUUCAGUUCCUGUGAAUUUUAACUAUGAAGUUAAGAUAGUGAGCAAGCGAUUACCAUCUAUAUGUUGCAUCAGAUACAUUUCUGAACUGGAUUUUGUCAAUAACAACAUUUUAACCAAGUUGUCUUAUAGGGAUCAUCAUCUGUGGAGAGGGAAGGAAUCGAAUGUCCAGGUGUCAAAAACCUCUUGCCCACUUUUUUUCUUCAGCCUCAUAUUCCAAUACAGAAAGAUUCUAGAAAGUCUGCCGGUGUAUGUGUAAUAAUUACUUACCCACCAACCCCCACCCUUUAUUUUUGAUGAGGCGAAAUGACAAAUAUUCUACUCAAACUGAAACUCCCAUCCCUUUCAAGAUGAAAUUAUUUAGAUACCUUGCUGGUAUGUUUAUGGUGAAAGAUGUGCCUGUGUAUAUGUGUGCAUAUUAUAAAACAUUUGACCCAACUGGGGUUGUGUGCAUUCACUUCAUAGUGAUCAUAUCGUGGUUUUUGCAUUAUGCUCAUUGUCUUCAUCUACAAGCUUGCAUAUAAUAAAUUCAAGAAAGCUAUGCAGUA
Molecule: messenger RNA, 6832 nt
Organism: Pomacea canaliculata
Lineage: Eukaryota; Metazoa; Mollusca; Gastropoda; Architaenioglossa; Ampullariidae
Exons: 7
Coding region: 96-1061 (321 amino acids)
Source: RefSeq, a predicted model, not a curated record